Messenger RNA from Trichomonas vaginalis G3, 1107 nucleotides. Its product is annotated as C2HC-type zinc finger-containing protein. Bases 1 to 1107 code for a protein of 368 amino acids. Lineage: Eukaryota; Parabasalia; Trichomonadida; Trichomonadidae. Gene Ontology annotation, molecular function: protein binding. The record is from RefSeq and is a predicted model, not a curated record. The transcript has a single exon.
AUGUCUGUUUUAGAAUGGAGUGUAGACGAUGUUAUUAAGUACCUAGGAGAGAUAGGACUUGACCAAUAUGCUACAGACUUCAGAGCCAACGAAAUUAGCGGAAAUGUUAUACCUUUACUCGAAGAAUCCCACCUUAAAGAAAUGGGCGUCUUUAAAAUCGGUCAUAGACUCCUUUUAAAGAAGUUUAUUUUAGAUGUACGUUCAGGACAAUUUGGAAAACAAUCCAGUAGGCGCGAAGCUUCAAAUAACGUUUCUCCAUCAUCAACUCAGGAUGUUAGGAAGAGUACAUCAAAUAUAUCUCGUAGCAUUGAUACACCUCCUCAAGCACAAUCUCCAAAGCAAUCUCCAGCUCAAGCGCCAAAACAAGAUGUAUCACCAAAACAAGCACCUACUCCAAAAUCAUCGAAUUCAUCAAAACCACCAAUGGAUGAUGGAGAUAUGGGUGGCGAUGAACCAGCACCAGCUCCAAAGAAGAGACCGACAUUACCAAGCGAAAAAGCAGCUCGUGCAAAAGCUGCAGCUGCAGCUGAUACACCACCAAAGUCUCCAAAGCCUGCUCCUGCAAAGAAACCAUCAGCUGGAGGCGCACUUAACAAGACAUUACGUAGAAAUGCACCACCACCUGCAGAAGCAGAUGCCAACGAUGAUCGUGUUUCUUGCAGUUAUUGCGGCAGAAAAUUCGCUUCAGACAGAAUUGAAAAGCAUGAAGAAAUUUGCCGUAGACAAUCGAUGAAAAAGACAAAAGUUUUCGAUUCUUCCAAACAACGUCUUGAAGGCGAAGCUGCAUCAUUUGCAAAGGUCUCUAAGAACAAACCAAAACCAAAGAAGGAAACAAUCAAUGGUGUUCCAAAGUACAAACUUCAACAUCAAGAACUUGUUAAAGCUAUGCGUGCUGCAAGAAAACUGCAAGCAUAUCAAGAUGCUGUUGAAAGAGGUGAAGCUGUUGGCCCGCCACCAGAGAUGCCAAAGAUCGAAUUGGUCGAUGAUGAUAGAGUUCAGUGCCCUCAUUGCGGCAGAAAGUUCGGUGAAGAGCAAGCUAGGAGGCAUAUUCCUAAUUGCACAGGCGGUCACGGAGGUAUGGCACAGCGUCGUACUGGAAGAAGAUAA